This is a messenger RNA of Daphnia pulex (common water flea), 2803 nucleotides long. RefSeq names its product ATP-dependent RNA helicase DDX54-like. The coding region runs from base 135 to 2681 and encodes 848 amino acids. The transcript has 9 exons. Gene Ontology annotation, cellular component: nucleus. Gene Ontology annotation, molecular function: ATP binding; RNA helicase activity; RNA binding. The record is from RefSeq and is a predicted model, not a curated record. NCBI's taxonomy places the organism in Eukaryota, Metazoa, Arthropoda, Branchiopoda, Diplostraca, Daphniidae.
UGGAGUUCGGACGGACGAAAAGUCGUCUGCUGUGAGCCAGACCACGUUGUGUUUUAACUUUUAAGUUGUAAAGACCGAAGACCAGCAGUUUGAAGUGUCAGCACCUCAGCGGGUUACUUCAAUUUAUUUUAAAGAUGCCCGAGCUUCAAGGGUUUGGAGAUGGAGGAUAUCAAUCAGAAGCUGAGCUUGAUACACGAGCUCUGGUUCAAGAACAGAAUCGUAAAAAGAAAAAAUCAGGUGGUUUCCAGUCGAUGGGCCUUAGUUACAAUGUUUACCAUGGAAUAAUGAAAUGUGGUUAUAAAAUACCAACACCAAUUCAAAGAAAAUGUAUUCCUUUAAUCAUGGAAAAAAAAGAUGUCGUAGCCAUGGCCAGAACUGGCAGUGGCAAAACUGCCUGCUUCUUAAUUCCUUUAUUUGAAAGGCUCCAAGCACACUCCACCAUAGGAACUCGUGCACUUAUUAUGUCCCCUACAAGAGAAUUGGCAUUACAGACUUUGAAAUUUACUCGAGAGCUUGGUAAAUUCACAGGGCUGAAAGCAGCUACCAUUCUUGGAGGAGAUUCUAUGGAAGCUCAAUUUGCGGCAAUGCAUGAAAUACCGGAUAUCAUUAUUGCAACACCUGGACGAUUUGCCCAUCUUUGUGUUGAAAUGGAAUUAAAACUCAAGGAAAUUGAAUAUGUGGUUUUUGAUGAAGCCGACAGACUUUUUGAGAUGGGAUUUGGGGAGCAGCUGUUGGAGAUUUUGAAUCGACUACCGGAAUUGAGGCAGACUCUCCUUUUCUCCGCUACUCUUCCAAAACUGCUCGUUGAUUUCACCAAAGCUGGACUAACUGACCCUGUCCUUGUCAGAUUGGAUGUUGAUUCAAAAUUACCUGAAGCACUGAAAUUGGGUUUUGUAUUUUGUCCGUGUGAAUCGAAAGCGUCUGUUCUUCUUCAUUUACUACGCAAUGCAGUCAAGUCGGGGGAACUGACACUUGUGUUUGCAGCGACCAUGCAUCACGUGGAAUAUUUGCACUUGUUGCUUGACAAAGCUGGCAUCUCUAAUACCUACAUUUACUCCAGUUUGGAUCAAGCUGCGCGUAAAAUCCAUGCAGCCAAAUUUCAAACAAAGCAAACACAUGUUAUGAUCACUACGGACGUUGCGGCCCGUGGUAUUGAUAUCCCACUUCUGGAUAACGUUAUCAAUUAUAAUUUUCCGGCUAAAGCAAAACUUUUUGUUCACAGAGUCGGACGUGUUGCCCGUGCUGGACGUUCUGGUUGCGCUUAUUCCCUGGUUGCUCUUGAUGAACUACCAGCUUUAGUAGAUCUGCAUCUCUUCCUGGGACGGCCGGUUAAACAGAUUCCGCAAGAUGGACUCGGGAAGGAUGUCGACUGGGACGGCUUUCUUGGUCGCGUCGGCCAGACUGUAAUAGACGAUGGAAGUAGUGCCAUGACGCUCUGGCAUCAAGAAUCAGUAGAACUUCAAAACAUGAUCAAGGUCUACACUUCAGCUUACAAGCAAUACAAACGUUCAUGCCCACCUCCUUCGCACGAAUCAGUCAAGAAGGCGAAAGAAAUCAAGCUUGAACUUUUAGGCCCUCAUCCUGUGUUUGUUGCAGAAAGUUCUGAACUCGAAGGAGAUCGGCUAAACUUGUUGGAACAGAUGAAGAGCUAUCGUCCUCAUCACGUGAGGCUCUUGACCUUGAAAGUUUGUUCAAUAGAUGUUGCUAAUUACCUGUUUUUUUUUCGAUUGCAGACUAUAUUUGAAAUUGGUGUAACAGCCAAUUCCGUGAAAGCUAAAGUUAUGUUAGAAAAACGCAUCAAACAUCAAAGGAUCAUCAUUAAGCAGAAAAAUGCGAAUAUGAAACAGAGCGAAACGAAACCAUCAGACGAGCCUGAAAGUAGUGGUGUUCCACAGGAAGAAGCCAACGAAGAAUUGGUUCAAGAGGCUUUCAGUACCGUUAUAGCCCAAAAGAAACGGACCAGCCGAAAACCAUUUGAUCCCAACCAAUCCAAGAAGAGACGACUUCAGUCUCAAACAACCAAGGACGAAGAAAACUACAUUAAUUACAAUUCGAAGGAUCACCAGACGGAAUCGGGAUUGGCCCUGGGUUGUGAUUUUGGACGAGCUGCCGCUGAUGCGGUUCUGGAUUUGACAGGUGAUGAUGACCAGGAACUUCGUAAACAGAGGAGCCUCUUAAAGUGGGAUCGAAAGAAGAAGAAGUUUAUCGGAGAGGACGAUACCAAGAAGCGUAAGAUCCGUACCGAAUCUGGUGUUUGGAUUCCAGCUACAUACAAAACUGACCGUUACGAGAGAUGGAAGGAAAAAUCUAAGGUUGACCAAAACGACCCAGCUAGUGAGGAUUCGGGUGAUGAUGAAAAGGUUGGCAAUCGUAAUGCACCUGCUCGGUUCGAUGGAGGUUAUCAGAGACGAGGUAUCCCUAUGGGGAUGAAUCUUGAAGGACGAUUGGGAAGCUUACCAAAGAAUCAUCCAGCCAUGGUCAAGGCUUGGGCUGAGGUUAAGCAAGGUGGACAGCGUGUGCGUGACGAGGUGAAGCGCCCUGAGCAAAUCGAGAAGGCUCGCAAAUUGAAGGAGAAGGCUCGACUGCGUGGAAAUAAGGAAAUUCGGAUAAAACUUCAAAUGAAGCAAAAGAAGCCAACUUUGAAGACCAAACAAAAGAAGGGUGGUAAAAGGCGAAGGUAAACAACUGAAAAUCGGUGCGUGCUACGUGAUCUGUAAGGCGCUUCUUUCCUUUUUUGUCAAUCGCAAUUUCUAUUGUGACGAGAAUUAAGGAAAACUGCCAAUACAAAGUAUGUUGUCGCGUA